GUGCAAGAGAUGCAAGGCAAGUUCCAGUCCGCACUGGACAAUAUGGCUUUGGAGCUUCAAGAACUUCGCGCCGGUCGCAUUCCUCAACAGCCGGUCGACCUGACAAGCCUGAUGACAGAGCCCAGUUUGAUGACCGACGAGGACAUGAUGCACAUGAGGAACCCCAUGGGAUACGGUCCAAGUCAGGGCCGAGACGUGAGCAUGGAGGAGGCUUACCGGACCGAUCCAGAGUUUCGCCAGGAGGUGAACAUGAGCUUGGAACAAGAUUGGGAGGCCAAAUUGGCCGCACACUACGGGGAGGAUUACUACCUCUUGACUCAGGAAGAGAUGGAAGCUUGGAAUCAACAUGAACAAGAUCGCCGUCGUGUGUCCCAAGCUCCCAAGAAGAUCAAAGAGUUGCUUGAGACUGAGUACUAUGAGGAGAUGAAGAGCUUUCUUGACGACGAGAUCUUUGUCCAACCGAUUGACUUGAACUUCAAGGUCAAUGAGACCCUAAUGAACGACAAAGUGCCUUCGAAUGACCAGCCCCUUGUGACCGAGAUUUACACGAGUGCGAGAAACGUGAUGCAGGAAGCAAAACGUCGUGGUCACAAAGUGGGGACAUCUAUGAGCUUGGACAAUGGUUGGAAUUUCCAGCUUCGUCGUCAUCGAGAAGCUGCCAUUGAAAAAGUGAAGACGGAGAAACCCUUUUGUGUGGUACUGGCGUUUCCGUGUGGGCCCUUCAGUCCACUCCAGUUCCUGAACAAGAAGGGACACCGCUCCUGGCCUGCUCGUCUUCAUGCAGGCCGCAUUCUGAUGAAAUUUGCCUUGGAGAUCGCCCGCAUUCAAAUGAGCGAAGGACGACACUGCAUCCUCGAGAACCCUAAGCCAUCCUUGGCUUGGAGUGAACCCGAAAUGAAGAGGUUUUUUUUGGAGGAGGAAAAUGUUUUUCAAGCUGUCUUUGAUCAGUGCCGUUUUGGCCUUCGGAGUGUCUCAGGAGAGCUGCAUAAGAAGCCGACCCAGGUGGUGAGUUCUUCUUCGUGCGUUACAAGUAUGCUGGAUGGGGUGUGUUGCAUGCGUGACCAUUCCCACAUGCCGGUUCUUGGAGGUUCGAGAAUCACAGCUCCUGCUGGACUGUAUCCUCGGGCCUUGGCUCGCACUUUGGUUCGCGGACUGGAAGCCCAGUUCGAGAAGGACUUCAAGCCCUGUGAAGUUUUGGUUGCAGGUGUCCAUGAGGACGAUGGAGACCAAGUGGUCGCUGUUCGAGGAGAGAUUGAGGACAAUGAGGCCUCUGAUGAGGAGUUCGCAGUGUCCCCAGAUGAGAAAAAGCUGGUGAUCCCUGGCAGUGUGAAGGCGACGAUUCGCCGUCUUCAUGAAAACACAGGUCACAGAAGCAACACUCGCCUUGCUCGGGCUCUGACUUUGGCUGGAGCACCUUUGGAGGCGAUCGUGGCAGCCAAGAGACAUCAGUGUGCAGUCUGUCAAGAGAGGAAGCCCCCAAAAGUGAGACGACCAGCCUCUCUGCCGACGCCAAAAGAUCUCGGCGACCAAGUUCAUUUGGAUCUGUUAGAGAUUGAAGAUGCCAGAGAGAAGUACUUUGUGGCUCAUUGCACCGACUAUGCCACGAGGUUCCAAGCAGCAGAGAUUUUGGCAGACAAGUCAACUAAGGAAGUGAUUCGCUUCAUGGCAACUCGAUGGCUUCCUACUUUUGGUGCCCCUCGUGUUUUGGUCUGCGAUCAAGGCCGUGAAUUCAUCUCAUGGGAAAUGGAGGAAUGGACCUCAUCCAUUUCGACCUUGCUGCACCACAUCGCCGUACAAGCCCCAUGGCAAAACGGUGUCGCAGAGAAGUCAGGAGGAAUCCUGAAAACCUUGAUGUCAGCCAUUGUGCGUUCGAAGUCAGUGGUGACCAAAGAGGAGAUGGACCUCGCUCUGGCUGAAGCCGUUGCGGCUUACAAUGGUGAUGUUGAUGGUGAGUCAGGGACUUCACCAUAUCAGGCUGCGCUCGGACGACAACCCCGGAUGAUUGGUGACGUUCUUGGUGGAGUUCAACAGCGUUUGGCAGAACAUGGACUCAUUGAGUCCAAACCUAGUUUGGCCCGCCAGCUGGCAAUGAGGGAGGUGGCCAAAGUAGCUAUGACUCGACUCCACUUCUCACGUGGAAUGAGAAAGGCGGAAUUGGCACGAUCUCGAGAUGCCACCUUUGAGUCUUUGCCUGAACCUGGAAGCAUUUGCUACUUCUACAGGCCCCUGCGGUUCAACACCAAGACCUCGGUGAGUCGCAAGCGUUUGACACUGAAGAGAUGGCAUGGACCUGCUUUGUUAGUGGCUUUGGAGGGCAAUUCCAGCGCCUUCUUGUCCUACAAGGGCCAACUCACAAAAUGCGCGCUUGAACAUGUGCGCAAGGCUAGCUCCAUGGAACAGAUCGCAGCCGGGACUUGGCGUGAAGCCAUUGAAGAAGCAGUCGAGGCAGCACGUCUCGAUGUUCCACUUCCUGGUGCCGGAGAAGUUCAGUUGUUGCCGGAAGAGGAUGGUGUGACAGAA
Messenger RNA from Durusdinium trenchii, 2520 nucleotides. NCBI's taxonomy places the organism in Eukaryota, Dinophyceae, Suessiales, Symbiodiniaceae. The record is from the annotation of a GenBank genome assembly.